AUGUCCCGCCAAGGCUCCAAGUGUAACAAAUGUUUCAAAAAGGGGUACUGGGCAAAAGCAUGCAAAUCUCAGUUGAAAAAGAAAGUUGGAGAAGUUAGCUGCCCAGAGGUCGAGCUUGAAGGAGAAUUCUUUCUUGGUAAACUCACUAAAGUAGACAUGGUUGAAGGAAACUCAAAGGAGUCAUGGAAGGCCGAGGUUAAGUUAAAUGAUCAUGAAGUAAAAUUCAAAGUGGACACUGGUGCAGAUGUCAUAGUAAUACCACCAAGUGUAUACCACAGUCUAGUACCAAAGCCUUCACUCAGCAAAUGCACCAAGACACUGAUGGGCCCCUGCAAACAUAAAUUGUGUUGCUUGGGAAAUUUCACAGCCAAACUCUGUGUAGAUGAGAAAGUUAUUAGAGAGCUCAUCUAUGUUGUUAAAGAUCUUGAGAGACCCUUACUGGGAAGGGAUGCGGCACAAGAACUAAAGUUAAUUAACAGAGUUGACACUGUCAGCAGCGAUGAUUACAAAACAAGAAUGGCAAGCAAACACCCUCAGCUAUUCACUGGUCUCGGUCAAAUGAAAGAUUCAUACACCAUCACACUCAAAGAAGAUGCCAAGCCAUUUGCAAUUUCUGUUCCAAGAAAGGUACCUCUUCCAUUGUACCAGAAAACAAAGGAUGAGCUGGACAGGAUGCUCGAGACAGGAGUCAUUUCCCCAGUGGACCAACCUACUGACUGGUGUGCUCCUUUGGUGGUGACGCCGAAGAGCAAUGGCAAAGUAAGAGUAUGUGUCGACUUAAGGAAGAAAAAUGAAUUUGUCAAGCGGGAGAAUCACCCUCUUCCAGCAGUAGACACGAUGUUAGGAAGGUUAGCAGGCUCCACAGUCUUCACCAAACUUGACGCAAACUCAGGUUUCUGGCAGAUCAAGUUGGCCUGGGAAUCAAGACCCUUGACGACAUUCAUCACACCGUGGGGACGGUUCCGUUUCAAUGUGUUGCCUUUUGGAAUCAGCUCCGGCUCAGAGAAAUUCCAGAAGAUCAUGAACCAAAUCCUGUUGGGUUUGGAGGGUGUGGAGUGCAACAUAGACGACGUGCUUAUCCAUGGUAAAGACCAACAGCAGCACGAUGAGAGGCUAGAAGCAGUUCUAAAACGUCUGUUGGAGGCUGGCGUAACGCUCAACCUCGACAAGUGUGUCUUCAGCACCAAGCAAGUCAAGUUUCUGGGACAUGAAGUUGACCCAGACAGUCAAAGCAAUUGCAGACCUCCCACCACCCACAAAUGUGCAAGAAGUGAGAACAUUCCUAGGCAUGGUAAACCAGCUUAG
Pocillopora verrucosa is the source of this 1305-nucleotide messenger RNA. Lineage: Eukaryota; Metazoa; Cnidaria; Anthozoa; Scleractinia; Pocilloporidae. The record is from RefSeq and is a predicted model, not a curated record.